Striga asiatica is the source of this 2166-nucleotide messenger RNA. The record is from the annotation of a GenBank genome assembly. NCBI's taxonomy places the organism in Eukaryota, Viridiplantae, Streptophyta, Magnoliopsida, Lamiales, Orobanchaceae.
AUGGCAUCACGUUCGGCCCGAUCCUCUCCGACGCGCCUUCUCUACUCCCUCUGCACCACAUCCGCCAGCCCCGCGCCGUCGCGGGCAUUCACGGCAGCUCUGCUGACCGGAAAUUUCCACAUCCGUAGUUUCUCUGCCGGGAGCGCCGCCGCCGCGCGGCUGAGGGAUGAGAAGGAGGCCUGGUGGAAAGAGUCCCUGCAGAAGCUUCGCAACAUCGGGAUUUCAGCUCACAUAGAUUCCGGCAAAACGACGCUCACGGAGCGGGUGCUGUACUACACGGGUCGGAUCCACGAGAUUCACGAGGUGAGAGGUAAAGAUGGAGUUGGGGCGAAGAUGGAUUCCAUGGAUUUGGAGAGAGAGAAAGGGAUUACCAUACAGUCUGCUGCGACAUACUGUAACUGGAAGGACUAUCAGACUCAGUAUUUCGAUGUUUUCGCUUUGGUUAAUAUAAUCGACACACCAGGCCACGUCGAUUUUACUAUUGAAGUGGAGAGAGCUUUGCGUGUACUUGAUGGUGCCAUUCUUGUCCUGUGUAGUGUUGGUGGUGUACAGAGUCAAUCAAUCACUGUUGACAGGCAAAUGAGAAGAUAUGAGGUCCCAAGACUUGCUUUUAUAAAUAAGCUGGAUAGAAUGGGGGCCGAUCCAUGGAGAGUUCUAAAUCAGGCGAGAGCUAAACUUCGACACCACAGUGCUGCCGUGCAGAUUCCAAUUGGUUUGGAAGAUGACUUCAAAGGUCUCAUUGACCUGGUCAACAUGAAAGCUAAUUAUUUUCAUGGUUCCAGUGGUGAGAAUGUUGUGAUUGAAGAUAUUCCUGCUAAUUUUGAAGAAUUAGCUCAAGAAAAGAGACGUGAACUAAUUGAAGCUGUCUCAGAGGUUGAUGAUAACCUUGCUGAAGCAUUCCUUAGUGAUGAACCUAUAUCAGCUGCUGAACUCGAGGAAGCUAUCCGUAGAGCUACUGUAGCACGGAAAUUUGUGCCCGUGUUCAUGGGUAGUGCUUUCAAGAAUAAGGGAGUCCAACCACUUCUUGAUGGUGUACUUAGCUACUUGCCGUGUCCUUCUGAAGUUAGUAACUAUGCUCUUGACCAAACUAAGAAUGAAGAAAAGGUCCCUCGACUGGUUCGGAUGCAUUCAAACGAAAUGGAGGACAUUCAACAAGCUCACGCAGGACAAAUAGUUGCUGUAUUUGGUGUAGAUUGUGCUUCAGGGGAUACAUUUACUGACGGGUCAGUCAAAUACACCAUGACUUCCAUGAGUGUGCCUGAGCCAGUUAUGUCAUUGGCUAUAUCAGCAGUCUCGAAAGAUUCUGGAGGAAAUUUUUCGAAAGCCUUGAAUCGCUUUCAGAAAGAGGACCCCACUUUCCGUGUUGGUUUAGACCCAGAGAGUGGCCAGACUAUUAUAUCAGGAAUGGGGGAACUCCAUUUGGAUAUAUAUGUCGAGCGCAUGCGGAGGGAGUACAAGGUUGAUGCAAUUGUUGGGAAGCCACGUGUCAACUUCAGAGAGACUAUUACCCAGCGUGCUGAGUUCGACUAUCUGCACAAGAAGCAGAGUGGGGGACAAGGUAUAUGGAACCACUUCCACCGGGCUCUGGUACUAAGUUUGAAUUCGAGAACAUGCUUGUGGGACAAGCUAUACCCUCUAAUUUUGUGCCAGCAAUUGAAAAGGGUUUUAAAGAGGCUGCCAACUCGGCGAGAUGUUUUAAAUAGUAGUAGUUACCAACUUGCGCAGGGCUCUCUUAUUGGGCAUCCAGUGGAAAAUAUUCGUAUUGUUUUAAACGACGGUGCAGCUCAUACCGUGGAUUCAAGUGAACUUGCUUUUAAAUUGGCUUCUAUAUAUGCCUUCAGACAGUGCUAUACAGCAGCAAAACCUGUUAUAUUGGAGCCUGUUAUGUUAGUUGAGUUAAAGUUCCCCUCAGAAUUUCAGGGCAGUGUAACUGGCGAUAUUAACAAGAGGAAAGGCAUUAUUGUGGGGAACGACCAGGAAGGAGAUGAUUGUGUGAUUACUGCACAUGUACCUCUUAACAAUAUGUUUGGUUAUUCGACCUCCCUUCGGUCAAUGACUCAGGGGAAAGGUGAAUUUACGAUGGAGUAUUUAGAGCACUCGCAAGUUUCCCAAGACGUACAGACACAAUUGGUGAAUGCACACAAGGCUACGAAAGGGGGAGAUUAG